CUCAGAAAAGCAGAAACUUUUGAGAAACCUGAGAGAUCUUAAGACUUCCAGAAAUGAAGAGCUUGUUUCUCGUCUUUCUACUUUCAGUAGCAUACUGCUCGGCUUUUCCAGCUGCAACUUCACAGGACAAUGAAAAGAAUGCCAAGUUUGCUGAAGAGUAUUUGAAAAAAUACUACAACCUUAAAACGGAUGGGGUGCACCAGUCCAGAAAGAAAAAUUCUAGUAAGUUUACAGAGAAGAUUCGCCAGAUGCAGCAGUCCUUUGGUUUGAAGGUGACCGGAACGCUUGACUUAGAUACUAUGGAAAUGAUGCAGCAACCCAGGUGUGGGUUUGUCGAUUUGGGUGAAUACAGUGUAUUCCCAGGAAACUCUGGAUGGAAGACAAGAGAACUCACAUACAGAAUAGUGAAUUAUACACCGGACAUGACCAUUGCCGAGGUGGAUGCAUCUAUCCAGAGAGCCUUCCAGGUUUGGACAAAUGUGACCCCCUUGACCUUUACUCGAAUUUACAAAAGUGUUGCUGAUAUUGAGAUCUCAUUUGCAGCACAAGAGCACAAUGACUACUAUCCAUUUGAUGGUCAGCAUGGAACUCUGGCCCACGCUUUUGCCCCAGGUACUGGAAUCGGAGGAGAUGCUCAUUUUGAUGAAGAUGAAACAUGGACUAGUGGAUCUAAAGAUUAUAACUUGUUCCUUGUGGCUGCUCAUGAAUUUGGCCAUUCCUUGGGUCUCUCACACUCUAAUGAUCCCAGCGCUCUCAUGUACCCAACUUACCACUUCAUUGAACCCAGUGAAUUCCACCUGCCUGACGAUGACAUUAGAGGAAUUCAGUCACUCUAUGGAGCCAGAGAAGUCCCAGUAGUUACACGACCACCAAGCACUCCUUCUUCCUGCCAGCCAAUCACUUUUGAUGCUGUGACAACUCUGCGGGGAGAGAUGUUAUUCUUCACCAACAAAACUUUCUUGCGCCAGAUUUCUCAGAAUUCAAAGGCUGAGCAUCAUUUAAUCAAAACAUUUUGGCCUGCCCUUCCAAAUCAUAUUCAAGCGGCUUAUGAGUACAAACAAAAGGACCAACUUCUUAUCUUUAAAGGUGCUAAUUAUUGGGUUAUCAGUGGUUAUCAAGUCACAAAGGAUUCACCCAAAAGCAUCUAUGACUUGGGCUUUCCCAGAACUGUUAGGAGAGUUGACGCUGCAGUCCAUGAUGAAAACACAGAAAAGACCUACUUCUUUGUAGAUGACAAAUUCUGGAGUUUUGAUGAAACAAAGCAGAAGAUGGAUUCUGUAACACCUCAGAAAAUCAUUGAUGGCUUCCCUGGUGUUGGAACUAAGGUUCAAGCUGCUUUACAAAAGGAUAGACUUCUUUAUUUCUUUGUCGGUCACAACCAGUAUGAAUUCAGCACGGCUAAAAAGAGAGUCACCCGUUUACUGAAGAGCAACAGCUGGCUGAAGUGUGGAAAUGUGAACAUCAACCUGAAGAAAGCUCUGAUAAAAUAAAUCAUGCCUUUUUCAUAUUUACAUUUACAUGUUUAACUUAUAUAUAUAAUGAUAUUUUUUGUAUCUAUU
Messenger RNA from Rana temporaria (common frog), 1559 nucleotides. Its product is annotated as matrix metalloproteinase-18-like. The record is from RefSeq and is a predicted model, not a curated record. Gene Ontology annotation, biological process: extracellular matrix organization; collagen catabolic process; proteolysis. NCBI's taxonomy places the organism in Eukaryota, Metazoa, Chordata, Amphibia, Anura, Ranidae. Gene Ontology annotation, molecular function: metalloendopeptidase activity; zinc ion binding. Bases 54 to 1490 code for a protein of 478 amino acids. The transcript has 10 exons. Gene Ontology annotation, cellular component: extracellular matrix.